Molecule: messenger RNA, 899 nt
Organism: Echinops telfairi (small Madagascar hedgehog)
Lineage: Eukaryota; Metazoa; Chordata; Mammalia; Afrosoricida; Tenrecidae
Exons: 7
Coding region: 1-747 (248 amino acids)
Cellular component (GO): EKC/KEOPS complex
Source: RefSeq, a predicted model, not a curated record
AUGGUGUCCACGGCCCGGUGCAGCAGGCUCCAAGUGUCCACCGACAGGCGACUAUCGGGCAGAGCCCAGCUCAGGCAGGAGGAGCAGGGUCCUGCGGACGAGGUCAGCCUCUGGGAAGGACGGGACCGGCAAGGCCGCCGGCCCAGAGAAAAGCACUGGGGGCCUGGACAAGCUCAGCCAGCCAACGGCCAGGGCGCCACCAUCGCGCCUGCGCACACCGACCAGCCGAACAGCCGCGAGUUCCAGGGCACAUGGCCGUUUCCUCGCCCGCCCCGGUUUGAGGCGAUGCAGCAACAGCAGCAGCAGCAGCAGAGACAAAGGACCGGCCACAUGGACUCUGAGGGCGAGGGUGCUGGCGGAGGGAGCAAAAAGGGCUCGGUGGAGGACGUCCAGGGUUCUUCCGGUGACCCCGAGAGCGGGGAUGUGGCCGAGGGUGCAGUGGCUCAGACCCAGGGUGCCCGGCCUGCCCCGGUGCCCGGUGGUGACCAGGCUCCAGGCGCGGCACCUAGAAGAAGCCUUUUGAUUGAGUUCAUCCUGACCGUGCCUUUCCAGUCCUGCACAGAGGCCGACAUCGCCCUCAGGACCCUCUUCCCAGUGGUCGAGCGCCUCCUUGGGAUGGUUGGCAAAGAGAUCUCGGUGAACGGCAGCAACCUGAUUGUUCACCUGACUGCUGAUGACUCCAGCAGCCUGCAGAUGGCCAUCGCCACCAUGGUCAGCCAUGUCAAGCUGCUGUUACGGGCUGGGUGAUACUACUGGCCCUACUUUCUCAGGAACCUGCGGUCCAGCAAGGAUGGCGGAGCCUCUGUGUGCUGUCCCCCGCUGUUCUGUCCCUCUGAGGCUGGAGGAGGAAGAGUGGGUCGUAACUAUCUGUCCAGCACAAAAUAAAACUGAGCAUCUUC